This is a messenger RNA of Phlebotomus papatasi, 2169 nucleotides long. RefSeq lists its product as uncharacterized. The transcript has 3 exons. Bases 134 to 1960 code for a protein of 608 amino acids. NCBI's taxonomy places the organism in Eukaryota, Metazoa, Arthropoda, Insecta, Diptera, Psychodidae. The record is from RefSeq and is a predicted model, not a curated record.
UUUUAUCGAUUCAAUCUGUCAAAAGUGACUAAUACAAAAUAGAGUGGAAAGAACGCAAAUUAGAAGAAAUGCGUUUUCUCUAAAUUUUCCCUAUUAUUUCUAGUGAAAUAGUGUGUUAAAAUAUUCUCAAAGAAUGAAUAAGUUACUGUGCUGUACUAUUAUUCUCCUAGGAUAUCUAAGUGUCAAUGUCGAAGGUAAUUGCACGGUUCCGCUGAUUCUGCGGGGUUCGUGGUUCUCGUGGGAGGUGGGAAAACCUACGUUGACAGUUCUCGAUGCCACAAAGAUGUCCAAGAGGGGCGUUUGUGUGAAUAUGCUGAAGGAUGAGGACAACAAUUACAUGUUGAUCUUCAAGGAUGUCGAGGGAUGCUAUCACUGUGUGAAGGCUCUGCCCAGGACACUCAAUGUUUUUGAGAAAGUCGAAUCUCCCUGCGUGAAUUUGCUUCCGGACGAAGAGCCGACUGUUGAAAGGGUUUGUCAGGGCAUAAAUGCUGAACAGCAACUGAUAACGCUUUUCAAUGAGAACUACAUCCCUAUCAAUUGUCGUUCGUCCCUCGAGGGUGUCUGGCAGUUUGCUUAUCAGAAUAGAUUCCGUUUCACUGGCGAAUGUGAUCAUCAGGAUGCUCAAAUUAGAUCCUGCCAGACAGCUGGAACGCAGUUCCUCAUCACAAAUCAGAAAUUCAACAUCACGUACAAGCAGUGCAAGGGGAUGCAUGGGACGUUCAAUGGUGUCGUGGAGUACAGUUGCCUGGGAGAUUGGUUUGUGGGCAAGAAUCACUAUUUUGCCGUGGCCAAUACCAAGGAGAGUCGAAAGGAUGAAAAGUACAGAUGCUUCCUGAAGAAUCGUGACGAUGAUCUGUACAUUGGUGUGUCCAUCACAGCCGAAUGCAAUACCCUGAAAACAGUCGAGAAGUCGCCGGAGAGAAUGCGAGUGACUCCCGUGAAGGCAGAAGUUGUUCUGCCGGGAUGUCGUCUACCGCAGAAUUUCAGCGGCGAUUGGAUCAAUACGGCCAAUAUCGAUGCUGAUGUCUUCAUCAAUGAGACCCAUAUCAUCGAGACGUACUACCCGGACAAAGCCAGGUACCGCAGAACCAUCUACGUUUGCCGGGAGCAGAGAGAUACGCGCGUCAUGAUGGCCAGAUUGACGGUGGACGGUUGUCAGAAGGAUUACGUUUGCUUCGAUUUUGUGCCAAGGCAUCACAAUAUCAUCCGGUAUCGCAGAGGAUUGGCCGUGAUCAUCGAUGACUUCAGCACAGUCUGCUCCUGGGUUCAGUUCAAGAACAAAGUUGAGUGGCGCUAUGAUCUCUUCCUGGCGAAAAAUCCUGUUCCUGUUCGAUGUCCAGUUGCUGGAAAGUUCAAUUUUACCCAACGUGGAGAGCAUCCGUUUGUGACGAGGAUUCUGGGUGGUGUGACCCUGAGUCCUCGUCCGGAUAUCCAUUGUCAGCAGAAUAUCUCGGAUCUGUCCGUUUGUGAUACGGAUCAGAAGGAGAUGGCUGUAGAUGAGAAUUAUUGCCUUUCGGUGGAUCAUUUGGGUCGUCCUGUGGACAUUUACUCAGAUCCUGACUACAAGAUGAAGUGCAUUGGUUUCUGGAAGGAGAAUCUCAAAUCCUACCUCAUUACAUACGAUGAUCUCGAUCCUCUGUCCAAGUACCGAUGCUGGGUGUAUCAGAGGGCAGAUCUCAAUCGUGUGCUCAUGUCUCAGGCUGUGGGAGCAUUCUGUGACAUCAAGCAGGAUGUCACGUCGUGGAAUUACACGGAGGGAGCUGUGGUGGCAAUUGAUGCCACGGAAUAUGAGAGAGAAAGAGAUCAGUGCCCAAUGCACUUUGACGAUGGAGAAGAUCCCUGGCUUAAUUCUGAGAAUUAUGUAAAAAUCUUCGACUGGGAUUUCUACAAGAGCACUUCGUCUGCACUUCCUCUUCCUACUUUCCUCCUUGUGGCCUUAGCGGCAUAUCUCGCGCACUAAUCCUUCCACAAUUUUUACUCCCGUUUAGCGUAAGGAAUUUAUAAUAAUUGAGAAUCUCAACAAAUCCGUCCAUAUCACAUUCCGGCCAUUUUGACAGCGUUUAGAUGUGAAUUUUUUAUAUUGUACGAUCAAUAGUUAAUUGGAGAAUUUUUGUAGAUUGUAAAAAUUCGAAGAAUUUAAGAAUAAAGUCAAAUUAGUAACAAUAAAAA